Messenger RNA from Helobdella robusta, 1941 nucleotides. RefSeq lists its product as hypothetical. Gene Ontology annotation, cellular component: cytosol. Lineage: Eukaryota; Metazoa; Annelida; Clitellata; Rhynchobdellida; Glossiphoniidae. Gene Ontology annotation, molecular function: poly(A) RNA polymerase activity. Bases 76 to 1533 code for a protein of 485 amino acids. The record is from RefSeq and is a predicted model, not a curated record. The transcript has 13 exons.
GGACAGAUCAUAAUUAUACUAUUAUAAAAAUAUAAAUAUAUCUGGUUUAUCGGAAUAAAGUUUCAAGUUUGCGAAAUGAAACGUGGGGCUAAUAUCCGCGAUAAAGAUGGCGUGGGAUUCAGUGAUAUAACUGAGGAAUCGAACCCAAAGAGGCAGAAACAAAGGGAUAAAAUUCUUUACAACACUAACCAGCCAUUCAUUCCUCAUCACAUUGGUACUGAUAAUAAUAAUAGUAAUUCUAAAAAUAGCAGUGCUAAAAAUAGCUCAACGACAAAAACCACACCAGAUGUCAGUGCAUCUGGGGACAGGUGUAUAUUAAAUAUUAGGAAAGGUUCUACACCAUCAUCUUUGGAAAUUAAUUCAAAUGAAUUCUCUACAUUGGAUUUGAAACUAACUGAUGAGAUACAAGACUAUUACGCAAAGAAUCGACAGUCCGAGUUAGUUUUCAACAAUAAACGUCGUCUACAACUGGAGUUGUACAACAUCAUCCGAACUGUCAUCCCCGGUUCAAGGCUUUUCAUGUUCGGCUCCUCCCUAAAUGGUACCGGUACUAAUUCUAGUGACCUCGACCUCUGCCUUGUUCUGCACAACGAGAAGAUUGAAGACAAUCAAACCAUCAUUAGCACGUUGUUCGCUGUCAGAAAAAUUCUUCAUAGAUAUAGAGUAUCUAACAACAUUAUUCUGAUCAGGGCUAAGGUGCCCAUAGUCAAAUUUCAAGACAACGUCAGCAAAAUAGAAUGCGACCUGAAUGUUAAUAAUACCGUUGGAAUACGCAAUACGCACUUACUCAGGGCUUAUUCCUCAAUGGACCCCAGAGUGCCUUCUUUACUUAUGUCAGUGAAACGCUGGGCCCGGCUCAAUGACAUCAACAAUGCAUGUCAUUCAACCCUGUCCAGUUAUUGCUUAACCUUAAUGGUGAUCCAUUUUCUGCAAACCUGCCCACCACGGAUACUACCCUCAUUACAGGCUCUCUACCCCGGUAUUUUUAAUCUCAGAGUCGAACUAAGUCGCAUUGACCUCGACGUCAAACUGCCGGCAUUCAACAACAACAACAACGUCUAUAAUAAUAAUAUUAAUAAUGAUAAUAAUAAUAAUAAUAAUGAUAAUGAUGAUAAUAAUACAAUUAGCGUUGGGCAGCUUUUUAUGGAUUUCCUAGAUUAUUAUGGCAAUAAAUUCAAUUUUGAGCGUAACGUCAUUUCCGUGAGGCUGGGGACGACCUUGAUAAAAGCAGAGGUCAUGGAAAAGGUGAAGCCUGAAAAUCAGUGGAAGUUUAUUUCCAUUGAAGAGCCCUUUAGCUUACAGAACGCAGCGCGUAGCGUGCAUGAGGAGGCAAUGUUCGCGAAAAUUCGCCACGUCUUCAGGGAGUCCAGCCAAUUAAUUAAGCGCUACAAAAAUGGAAAAAGAAAAAAUGACGAUGACGUCAAUGGAGAAGAGGAUGAUGAUGAUGAGGGUGAUAAUAGUGGUAGUCUUGGCUCUGGUGAUGUCAUUAAGUCUCUUUUUACGAUUAAACUGCCACCACCUGUCAAACGAUAAGUGUGCUCUACAAAAAGGGCAGAAGAAAUUAGGAUGACGAUGGUGAUGGUAGUGAUGAUGAUGACGAUGAUGGUGAUGAUGGUGACGAUUUACUGUUUGCUCAAUUUUUCCUGCAUGAUUUACAUCCCUUUCUGAUGAUUUUUAUGGUGAAAAUGAUGAUAGUAAUGAUGAUGGUGGCAACAAUAAUUGAAACAUUGAUGAUGAUGAUGGUGGUGAUGAUGAUGAUGAAGGUUAUGAUGAUGAUGAAGGUUAUGAUGAUGAUGAUACUAUUAACGAUACUGCUGCUACUGAUGACGAUGAUGAUGAAUUUGAUGAUGAUAAUAUGAAUGAUGAUGUUAACUUUUCAAUAUAUUUGAUAUUACAGUUAUUGUGAAUACUAAUGAUAAUGCUUCCAUUAUUGUUAAUAAU